GUCUGGGCUGCCUCGGCUGCUGUCCUGGGGCUGCAGUGACUACUGUGUGCCUGGCCUGGGCACCCCGUGUCUACGGGUGUGAGGAGGACACGGUCAUACUCCUUCCUAGCCCUCUCUGACCUGUCCUUCACCCCAUCCAGGGAGGGCAGCCCUGCCUCAGGCUGCAAGGCCAAGCCUGCCAUCUGCUGAGUGACCGGGCUGCUGUCCUCCCUGCCCUGGACCCCAGCACUGCCCCGGGAAGCCUUGUGCUGGUGGAGCCAGCCUUCCUCCAGAGGGGCCAAGGCGGGUAGGUCCUCACUGUUGGGGGCUCCUGGAAGGUUAAGGAAAUCCAAGGACGAAAGGGAGACACCUGUUCUGCAUCCUGUCUCCUUAGAAGCGCCCUGCGGUGCUCAAGCCGAGUCCCCAUGGCCUUGCUGAGCCGAGCCCUGCGUGUGGCCGCCACCCGUCCUCGCCGGAGCCCUGCCCAGGGCCUGGGGCUGCGACUCCUGACCAGUGGGGCCGGGCCCCCCCCUGAGAAGAGUGUGCCCUACCAGCAGACCCUGAAAGAGGCACGGGACCCCUGGGCAGGCGCCCAGGGCCCAAGCCGGCCCCUGCCCAGCACAGCCAACGUGGUGGUCAUCGGCGGGGGCAGCUUGGGCUGCCAGACCCUCUACCACCUGGCCAAGCUGGGCAUGAGCGGGGCAGUGCUACUGGAGCGGGAGCGGCUGACCUCCGGGACCACCUGGCACACGGCGGGCCUGCUAUGGCAGCUGCGGCCCAGCGACGUGGAGGUGGAGCUUCUGGCCCACACGAGGCGCGUGGUGAGCCGCGACCUGGGGGAGGAGACGGGGCUGCACACGGGCUGGAUCCAGAACGGGGGCCUGUUCAUCGCGUCCAACCGGCAGCGUCUGGAUGAGUAUAAGAGGCUCAUGUCGUUGGGCAAGGCCUAUGGCGUGGAGUCCCACGUGCUGAGCCCGGCAGAGACCAAGGCACUGUAUCCGCUGAUGAAUGUGGAUGACCUCUACGGGACCCUGUACGUGCCACAUGACGGUACCAUGGACCCCGCCGGCACCUGUACCACCCUCACCAGGGCCGCCACUGCCCGGGGAGCGCAGGUCAUUGAGAACUGCCCGGUGACCGGCAUCCGUGUGCGGACGGAUGAUUUUGGGGUGCGGCGGGUCGAGGCUGUGGAGACAGAGCACGGCUCCAUCCAGACGCCCUGCGUGGUCAAUUGUGCAGGAGUGUGGGCAGGCGCUGUGGGCCGGAUGGCUGGCGUCAAGGUCCCGCUGGUGGCCAUGCACCAUGCCUACGUCGUCACCGAGCGCAUUGAAGGGAUCCAGAACAUGCCCAACGUCCGCGACCACGACGCCUCCAUCUACCUCCGCCUCCAAGGGGACGCCUUGUCCGUGGGCGGCUACGAGACCAACCCCAUCUUCUGGGAGGAGGUGUCGGACAAGUUUGCCUUUGGCCUCUUCGACCUGGACUGGGAAGUGUUCGCCCAGCACAUUGAAGGCGCCGUCAACCGGGUCCCCGUGCUGGAGAAAACGGGGAUUAAGUCCACAGUCUGCGGCCCAGAGUCAUUCACACCGGACCACAAGCCCCUGAUGGGGGAGGCACCCGAGCUCCGUGGGUUCUUCCUGGGCUGCGGCUUCAACAGUGCAGGAAUGAUGCUGGGAGGUGGCUGUGGGCAGGAGCUGGCCCACUGGAUCAUCCACGGGCGCCCGGAGAAGGACAUGCACAGCUACGACAUCAGGCGCUUCCAUCACUCGCUCACGGACCACAGCCGCUGGAUUCGAGAGCGCAGCCACGAGUCCUACUCCAAGAAUUACUCGGUCGUCUUCCCCCACGACGAGCCCCUGGCUGGACGCAACAUGAGGACAGACCCCCUGCACGAGGAACUCCUCGCACGAGGCUGUGUGUUCCAAGAGCGGCACGGCUGGGAGCGGCCGGGAUGGUUCAGUCCCGACGGCGCGGCUCCGGUGCUCCCUUACGACUACUACGGGGCCUACAGACAGCGGGCGCACGAGGACUACGUCUACGGCAGGCUUCUGGGCCACGAGUACACCUUCGACUUCCCGCCCCACCACGACGUGAUCAAGAAGGAGUGUCUGGCCUGCAGAGGGGCCGCUGCUGUGUUUGACAUGUCCUACUUCGGGAAGUUCUACUUGGUGGGCCUGGACGCGAGGAAGGCUGCCGACUGGCUCUUCUCGGCCGAUGUCAGCCGGCCCCCAGGCUCCACGGUGUACACCUGCAUGCUGAACCACCGCGGGGGCACCGAGAGCGACCUGACCGUCAGCCGCCUUGCUCCCAGCCCCCAGACCUCCCCGCUGGCCCCUGCCUUUGAAGGGGACGGCUACUACCUGGCCGUGGGCGGGGCUGUGGCCCAGCACAACUGGUCCCACAUCACCACGGUGCUGCAGGACAGGAAGUUCCGCUGCCAGCUCGUCGACAGCUCCGAGGACCUGGGCCUGGUCAGCGUCCAGGGCCCAGCCAGCCGGGCCAUUCUCCAGGACGUGCUCGAUGCAGACCUGAGCAAUGAGGCCUUCCCGCUCUUCACUCACAAGCUGGUGAGAGCCGCCGGGCACCUGGUCCGGGCCAUGAGGCUGUCCUUCGUUGGGGAGCUGGGCUGGGAGCUGCACAUCCCGAGGCCGUCCUGCCUGCCCGUGUACCAGGCUGUGAUGGCAGCAGGGGCCAAGCACGGCCUCGUCAAUGCCGGGUACCGGGCCAUCGACUCCCUGAGCAUCGAGAAAGGCUACCGGCACUGGCACGCCGACCUGCGGCCUGACGACAGCCCCCUGGAAGCGGGUUUGGCCUUCACCUGCAAGCUCAAGUCCGCCAUCCCCUUCCUGGGGCGCGAGGCCCUGGAGAAGCAGCAGCCCAAGGGCCUCUGCCGGCGCCUGGUGGGCUUCACCGUGGACGAGAAAGUGCCCAUGUUCGGCCUGGAGGCCAUCUGGAGAAACGGCCAGGUGGUGGGCCACGUCCGGAGGGCCGACUUUGGGUUCACCAUUGACAAGACCCUGGCCUACGGCUACAUCCGGGACCCCAGCGGCGGGCCGGUCUCGCUGGACUUCGUGAAGAGUGGAGAGUACGCCCUGGAGAGGAUGGGGGUGACCUACCCGGCCCAGGCUUACCUCAAGUCUCCCUUCGAUCCCGACAACAAGAGGAUGAAGGGGAUCUACUGAGGGGCCAAGGGCAGGGCCUCAGCCGAUCCGGAGGCCAGCGACCUGCCGUCCCGUCCCACACCGUCCACUCCCAGGGGCCCCUGCCACCCUGGGCCCCAGGACGCUGACCCUGGCCAGAAUUUGGGCUCCCCCUGCCCUCAGUCGAGGCCUGCGAACCAUCCCCCCCAAACAGAUGCAAACUGAGAGGGUGGAAAGAGGACCCAGAAGGCCCGUUCUGUGGUCACUGACCAAAGGGUGGUCUCGAGUCCACCCACACCCUAAAAAAGCCACCCGUAACCCUUAGGCUCAGGGACCAUGCCUGUAGCCCUUGAGAGCUUCUGAGAAGGCACUUAGGCAACACUCGAUAAGGCCUGUGUCAAAGCAGGGAGGCAGAGAGCUUUACCCUGUGUUCCCAUCCCUGACUGGCAGGCCGCCCAGAGCAGCCUUGGAGAGUUGUAAGGUGUGUCUGGAACUGGGGACAGUGUGGGGAUUGAUUAGUACUGUCUGCCUCAGGCACAGUAGGGAAGGCAUAGAGCGUGCGUGCCAGACUGGCACGGUCCCUGAGGUCAAGGUUAGCAGAAUGGUCUGUUUCCCAGAUCCCAGGAAGGGUGGGGGGUGGAUCCAGAAAGCAAGCUCUUCCUGCCUUGACCUCUCAGUUCUUCACACAGGAAAACCUCCUGAGAGUUCCCAGCCCUGAAAUCAGUGCCAGAAGCAGGGGUGGGAGAAUAUCAGAGCAGCACCCUCCCUCACCUGUGCAGAAGCUCCCUCUCCUGCCUUGGUUUCCCCGAGAGCCCCUCGCUCUCUAGGUCUGGAGAGGAAGGCAGGCUGCUGGGUGAGAACCUGGCAGAAUCCUCCUGCCUGGGUGGCCUCUGUCCUUACUCUUUGAUUAGGACUGAGCUCUGAGUCUCCCACUCUUCCGGCCCCCUGGGGAUGGGCCUCACACAGGCCCUUGAAAGGGGGUGAGUCCCCCGCUCCCUUCGUGGGGCUUCCAGAACUGUCCUCCGUGCCUCAGGAGGAGCCCUGCCUCCCUGCCGGGAUGGGGGCCAGCCCAGGGCCCGGGCAGCUCCCACAAAGCUGCACCACGCGGCUGUGCCCCAGCGAGCCCGGCCCCGUGGGGAGCAGGGGUGGCAGACGCUCAGGGGACACGGAGGACAAGGCUGCCGCCGACACAGGCAGGAAGCCACGCGGUGACUGAGGAGUGGGCAGUCCCUGCAGGGCCCAGGCUGCUCUCGGAGGCGCACACACCACACAGCCCCACUGCGGACGGGGCCGGAACAGGUCAGGCCAAUAAAGUCAAGGCCGUGGGAAGA
Molecule: messenger RNA, 4450 nt
Organism: Balaenoptera acutorostrata (minke whale)
Lineage: Eukaryota; Metazoa; Chordata; Mammalia; Artiodactyla; Balaenopteridae
Gene: SARDH
Product: sarcosine dehydrogenase
Exons: 23
Coding region: 405-3161 (918 amino acids)
Cellular component (GO): mitochondrion
Molecular function (GO): protein binding; oxidoreductase activity
Source: RefSeq, a predicted model, not a curated record